UUAUAUUUACUUCAUUAGGAGCGCUCUGUUUAAAUUUCUGCUGUGAACCGCUUUCCCACUUCCUUUUCCAGAGUCGGUGCACGCUGGUCAUGUGAUAUCUAGUCAACACAAACAGAGAGCCGACAGACUGAACACAGCGUUUUCUGUUGUCUUAGCUGACUUGUACCCGAAGGAACAAUGUCUAUGGUGAAGCUGGAGGAGAGUCGAGAGCGGAUUCGCACAGAACUGGAUAACAUAGUGGACUUCUGGCUCAAAUACUCUCAUGACACUUUACAUGGAGGCUUCUUCACUUGUAUUGGAAGAGAUGGGAAAGUUUAUGAUGAGCUGAAAUACGUCUGGCUGCAGGGUAGACAGGUGUGGAUGUAUUGCCGCCUUUACCGAACCAUGGAUCGCUUCCGCAAGCCUGAAAUCCUUGAGGCAGCAAAAGCUGGAGGAGCAUUCCUCAGAAGGUUUGCUCGUGUGUCCAGCAGCAGUGGUCAGUGGAAAUGUGCCUUCUGCUUAACAAGAGAUGGUAAAGCAGUCCAAAUCCAGAGGACUAUAUUCAGUGAAUGUUUCUAUAUCAUGGCCAUGGAUGAAUUGAGCAGGGUCACUGGUGACAAGGACAUGCAGCUGGAGGCUGAUCAGAUGAUGGAGCAGUUGAUCUACUGGGUUCGAGUGGACUCGUCAGGCCUGGGCCGGCCCCAGCUUCCUGGAGUGGUUCCCACCAACAGCAUGGCAGUUCCCAUGAUGCUGUUGUGUCUGGUGCAACAGCUCACUGAAGGCCAGGGUCAGGAGUUGGUUCAGAAGUACAGAGAGCUGGGCAGUUGGUGUGUACAGCAGAUUCUAAAGCACAUCCAGAGAGACGGCACCGCUAUUUUAGAGAAUGUUUCACUAGAUGAAGCAGAGCUGCCAGGUUGCCAGGGCCGACUGCAGAACCCAGGCCAUGCCCUGGAGGCAGGCUGGUUCCUGCUUCAGUACAGUACAGAGUGGGGGGAUGAGGAGCUCCAGAGGACUGCCAUUAACAAGUUUAUGGAGCUGCCUUAUCAGUGUGGCUGGGAUAAAGAGCACGGUGGCCUCUUCUACUUCCUGGAUGUGGAUGGUCACUGCCCCACACAGUUGGAAUGGAGUAUGAAGCUGUGGUGGCCUCACUGUGAGGCUCUCAUUGCCUUCCUGAUGGCCUACAGUCAAACCAAGAAGCCAGAGUUGAUGGACAGAUUCUCUCAAGUUUAUGAAUACACCUUUAGCCAUUUUCCUGAUGCUGAGAACGGGGAGUGGUUUGGCUAUUUGACACAAGAAGGGAAAGUAGCACUGGAUUUUAAAGGAGGCCCCUUCAAAGGGUUCUUCCAUGUGCCUCGCUGCCUGUACAUGUGUGAGCGUAUUCUGGAUGAUCUGCUAGUGAACAAGGACUGAGCAUUCUGACAUGAAUUUUAUCAUUGUGGGACUGAAUCUGGGGUCUUUUAAUUAAAUCAAACCAUAAUAAUCAGAUUAUAAUGCAAUUAUCAUAUGCAUUUCCGUAAAGUUACUUGUUUCUUCUCAACACAAAUAUCCAGUCACUGAGCGGACUAUAAAACUUGUUGGGAAGUUAUAUUACAAAACAGUAAUCUUUUUUGUGUAUGUUCUGGUACCAAUGGCAGUUUGUGUCAAUAUUAAGAUAUCCUUCUUGGUCAGACUAAAUCAUCCUUUCUCUUACUUUGACAUCUGUUUUUUCACUAUAAGUGGUUAAGAAGAUAACCAACUAUCCGAUGAGUUUGUAUUGGUUUUUUUUUCUUUUUUUUUUUUUGUAUUCUUCCCCGUAAUGAAUUUUGUGAGCUGCUCAGCGACUAAAAGGGCCAAAUGAGCGGAUGAUACCUACUAUGAAAGUCCUGCAUCAAUGCUAAUAGUCAGACAUUUACAUUUGCACUGACAUCUAUAUGCAGUGUAGAUUUCCCACUUCACAUGGCUGCAUGUCUUGAGACUGUAGAAGGAAACCCACGCAGACACAGGGAAAUCUCAGAUCAACUCAGCAUGCUGGAUCAGGUUCCAUCCCAGGAUCAACACUUUAACCAGUGACACACUGUCCCUACCUCAUCAUACACACUAAAACAUAAAAACCAAAAACAUGGCAAAUUGUGCCUUCUAGAUGCACACUAAACUUUUGAGCCAGCUUUAAAGACCUGUAAGAGAGCAUGUAUCUUUACAUCUUAUUCAUUCCAGUUUAUAGUGUUCAAGCAUACAAAUUGCUAUACUGAUGAACCGUAUGUCAGAGAAAAAUUAAAGCUACAGUAUCUUACUGCUAGUGACAUGCUUGGCAUAAGUUGACUUACAGGCCAGUAAAUGAAUUGUAUAUUGAAAUAUUACUCCUGAUGAUUAAAUGUCCAAUAUGAUGUAUACAAAUUAUUUCAUGGCAUUCAUUUGUACUUAGUCAGUUAAUGACACUGAAGCUUCAGAUUUGAAAGGUGAUUGCGGGACAUUUUGUGAAGCCAGCACUUCAUGGAUCAGAAUCUA
Xiphias gladius (swordfish) is the source of this 2463-nucleotide messenger RNA. Its product is annotated as renin binding protein. The record is from RefSeq and is a predicted model, not a curated record. Bases 178 to 1389 code for a protein of 403 amino acids. Lineage: Eukaryota; Metazoa; Chordata; Actinopteri; Istiophoriformes; Xiphiidae. The transcript is spliced from 11 exons. Gene Ontology annotation, molecular function: N-acylglucosamine 2-epimerase activity; peptidase inhibitor activity. Gene Ontology annotation, biological process: N-acetylglucosamine metabolic process; carbohydrate metabolic process; N-acetylmannosamine metabolic process.